GACGUCACGAUGACGUCACCACCCCCACAGGGAGAUGGAGCUCUUCGUCCACGGCUUCCCCUCGGACGUGGCGGCUCUCAGGUUCGAGUGGGCGUGGCAACACCCCUCCUCCUCCCGCCGCCUCCCGGCCCCGCCCACCCGCCGGCCCCGCGAGCAGCCAAUCAGCUUCGCCCUGCGGACCCUGCCCCGCCUCCUCCGGGCCCCGCCCUGGUCCCGCCUCCCCCUGCGGCUGCGCUGGCUCCGCCCCGGGCCACGCCCGCCCCUUGAGCCGGCCCCGCCCCCUCACGUCGUGGUGGAGGAGGGGGAGGGGCUCCCUGGGGCCGGGCCACGCCCGCGGAGGGGGCGGGGCAAGGGGAAGGACACGCCCCCUCAGGAGGAGGCUCCGCCCACUAUGAAGUGUGACCUGUGCCAAGAG
This is a messenger RNA of Lepidothrix coronata (blue-crowned manakin), 415 nucleotides long. RefSeq names its product structure-specific endonuclease subunit SLX1-like. Gene Ontology annotation, molecular function: 5'-flap endonuclease activity; crossover junction DNA endonuclease activity. Gene Ontology annotation, cellular component: Slx1-Slx4 complex. The annotation marks the transcript as partial. The record is from RefSeq and is a predicted model, not a curated record. Gene Ontology annotation, biological process: double-strand break repair via homologous recombination. Lineage: Eukaryota; Metazoa; Chordata; Aves; Passeriformes; Pipridae. The transcript has 2 exons.